Molecule: messenger RNA, 2085 nt
Organism: Gloeophyllum trabeum ATCC 11539
Lineage: Eukaryota; Fungi; Basidiomycota; Agaricomycetes; Gloeophyllales; Gloeophyllaceae
Product: HCP-like protein
Exons: 7
Coding region: 1-2085 (694 amino acids)
Biological process (GO): ERAD pathway
Cellular component (GO): endoplasmic reticulum membrane
Molecular function (GO): protein binding
Source: RefSeq, a predicted model, not a curated record
AUGAACGGCAACGGAAAGUCUCCCUUUGUGCCCAACGUCCAAGGACAGGGUCCGCUCGCCAGCACUCUCCGAAUACUGAUAAAGCUGCGGCAUCAGUCAUGGGUGCCAAAGUUCCUUCGAUCGCGUGCGGGCAAAGAGGGGCUCGGCCUGGGGGGCAGAAGGCGGGAAGAUGACUUGCGGGGGAAGGCUAUCAAAGUGGUGGACCUGCUGCAGCACUCGGCGGAACUUGGAAACAUGGAUGCUCUAUACACGCUAGCUCAGAUAUCGCUGUUCCCUCCAGCUGAAUACUUCUCGCAAGAUGCGAAACUCGCCUACGAAUCCUUCACCAAGCACGCGUCGUCAACAGGCAACUCUUCGUCGCAAGCGCACAUCGCGUUCUUUCACAGCACGGGCUACGAGGGUGUCGUGCCCGUCGAUCAAGCGUCCGCACAGCUGUAUUACACCUUUGCUGCUCACGGCAAGGAUCGAGGCGCGCAGAUGGCGUUGGGGUACCGCUACUGGUCCGGGAUUGGCACACUCGAGGACUGCGGGAGAGCGGUGGAAUGGUACGAAGCGGCUGCGGAACAGGCGAUGGAGAAGUUCAGGGCAGGCCCGCCCGGAGGCCGGACGCUUCCUUUGACCAACACUCGCCUUUCCGACUUGGUCGGAGGGGUGUUUGGUCCGGGCGCAAGUGUGGCUUCGACGGGGCUCAACGCGCAGCGGCCCGCCAUUCGCGCGGCCAACGCGCGUGCGGCGGGCGAGACGUGGGAAGACGUGCUGGAGUACUACAUCUUCAACGCCGACCGCGGCGAGACGGACUUUGCGUACCGCUUAGGCAAGAUAUUCUACCAGGGCAGCCUGUACGCGUCCUUCGGCGGGAUCGCGUCGGGCAGCGAGGGUGUCGGUGCGGUGCCGCGUGACUUUGCCCGCGCCCGGUACUACUUCCUCCGCAUCGCGCGCCAGGUGUGGCCGCGGGACCCGGCGAACCCGGGCCAGUCGACGGCGGGCAGCAGAGACAGAGACGACGAUGGCGGACCAGUCGGGUACGCAGCCGCUGCUGCGGCGUAUCUCGGGCGGAUGUUCCUGCGUGGCGAGGGCGUUAAGGCGGAUCCGGCCAUCGCGAAGAUGUGGUUCGAGCGCGGCGCGGAGUACGGCGACAAGGAGUGUCACAAUGGCCUUGGGAUUAUCUUGAGAGAUGGCCUUGUGGACGGGCGGAGGGAUAUCAAGCAAGCUCUGGUGCACUUCGCCGCCGCCGCGGACCAGGACCUCGCCGAAGCGCAUGUGAAUCUGGGCAAGUACUACUAUUAUAGGGGAGACUACAAAAUGGCCCAAGCGUCCUUCGAGGCAGCGCUCCGCAACGGGUCGCCGUUCGAGGCGUACUAUUACUUGGCUACUAUCCACUCGGCCAGUAUAAAGAAUCCGGCCGUGCCCCCGGCUAUGGCGACUGGGUCUUGCGCUAUCGCUGUCUCGUUCUAUAAGCUGGUGGCGGAGCGGGGCUCUUGGGAAGAUGAUUUCGUCAAGCAAGCGGAGGUCGCGUGGAAUCAGGGUACGGAGCUUGGCCGACAGACCGCCAUACUGAAGUGGUGGAUGGCUGCAGAGAGAGGGUCGGAGAUUGCGCAAAACAAUCUCGCCUUCGUGCUGGAUCAAGAUAAAUCAAUGCUCAGGUUCACGAGAUUCGCACCAUCGAUGCCGUCCAAUGAUACAGCUCGACUAGCCCUGACGCAGUGGAUCCGUUCCGCUGCGCAGCACAAUGUCGACGCGCUGGUGAAGGUGGGGGAUUAUUACUACCAUGGUUUGGGCGUCCCAGAAGAAGAGCAGUCCUUGCGGUACGAGAAAGCGGCCGGCUACUACCAGUCAGCUGCGCAGACUCAUUUGAGUGCCCUCGCUAUGUGGAAUCUUGGAUGGAUGUAUGAAAAUGGCAUUGGGGUCCCCCAAGACUUCCAUCUAGCCAAGAGACACUAUGACCUCGCUGCACAGACAAAUAGCGAAGCAUACCUUCCUGUGCUCUUGUCGCUAAUCAAAUUGUACGCGCGAAGCUUCCUGCAUACUCUCGGAGGUGGUAAAGGCGGACUACGAUUAUUAUCAUACGAUGAACUAGGUAUGUAA